Scleropages formosus (Asian bonytongue) is the source of this 537-nucleotide messenger RNA. RefSeq names its product claudin-10-like. Gene Ontology annotation, molecular function: structural molecule activity. The transcript is spliced from 4 exons. NCBI's taxonomy places the organism in Eukaryota, Metazoa, Chordata, Actinopteri, Osteoglossiformes, Osteoglossidae. The record is from RefSeq and is a predicted model, not a curated record. Gene Ontology annotation, cellular component: membrane; bicellular tight junction. The annotation marks the transcript as partial.
AUGAUUUAUAUGGUAAUAGAGAUCCUUGUUUACUUCUUCUCUGUCUCAGGCUGGGUCCUCGUUUGCUCCACCUUGCCCGCGGAUUACUGGAAAGUUUCCUCCAAUGAUGGUACAAUCAUCAGCACAAUCAGCUUCUGGUCCAAUCUGUGGAAGACCUGCACAAUUGAUUCUACAAGCGUCACAAGCUGCAACGACUUCUCGUCUAUGUUGGAUCUGGAUGGUUACCUCCACAUAAGCCGUAGCCUUUUGAUCGCGGCCGUGUGCCUGGGUUUCUUUGGUGUUAUGAUUGCCCUGGUGGGUAUGAAAUGCACGAAGAUCGGUGGGUCCGACAAGACCAAGUCCAAGAUUGCAUUCUUUGCAGGACUAAACUUCCUUGUGUCUGGACUCUGCUCUCUGGCUGGGUAUUCUGUGUACGCUCACCAAGUAAUGUCUGAGUUUUUUUAUCCAUCUUUUCGUGAACUGAAGUUUGAACUGGGAUCGGCUCUGUUCAUUGGCUGGUCAGGCUCAUCCCUCAGUAUCGUGGGUGGCCUUGUUUUC